GGGAUAAGAUUUGAAGCUUAAGAUAGAAUGCGCAACACUGAAGUAGGAUCUUUCAUGUACGGACUCCAAGUCUCAAGUCAACUCCACAGGCACAGUGGCGUGGCAAUUGGUCUUUCCACUGAUCAGAUUAUCCUACCUUCAGAUCGACGGUUCCGAUCAAUUUACUAUACAUUUACAAUCCUCGGAACAAACAUACCCCAAACUUUCUCGUACACCUUGCUUAGCCUGCGAGACAUCUUCGAGACUGACACGUGUAUCAACCUCAGACAUCGCCACCUCUCUCUCUCUCUCUCUCUUUUAUCUUCUCUGUCUGUACAGAUCCUCCGAACACGUUCCUUGUUUCUUUCUCGACCCGGUUGGCUGCAGCUUCUCCUGAUCUCUCUAGGGUUCCUUAGGUCUCAGAAGAAACAAAGCGACCACUACCACCGCUAUGGGAGGCGGAGGAGUUAUGAGGGCGGCGGCCAAGGUGGCCGGCAUGGGGGCACUGAACGGUGGGCUUCGCGGCGUUCCGACUGUGCCGGCGGCGGAGUACCCUGUCGCCGCCGCGGCGCUCAAGGCUUCUCGCCCUGUUUCGGCUAUCGCAUCGUCUUCUCCUGCUCAACCCGAAGCCGUUGAGAUGCAGCGUUCGUCGUGGGACUCCGACGACUGGGAGUUCGCCGGCGUCGGAGAGGAAAUGAUCUUGGAUGUCGACUAUCCGCCGCCGAGGCUCGUCUUUGGCGACGUUCCUACUCUUGAGGAGGCCAAAUCCGCCACUGCCGAUUUGACAGAUGCUCUUGAGAAGGACUUCAACUCACCAAAGUCUGCUGGAUCCAUGGGAUCAUUCUCAAAUGAUCAUGAGCCCAACCAGCCUCUGCUUUCAAACUCUUCAGAGAUUAAGGGAUGUGUUACAAGUGAUAAUUCAGUGACUCCAAUGCCCAAUCAUGCCAUGCAAGCAUUCAAGUUGCUCAAAGAGAAUACUGCUGCUCAGACUGUUGUAGCUUCAAUUGCCAGUGACCGAAAUGUUUGGGAUGCUGUCAUGAAGAAUGAGGCACUUGCGGAGUUCUUCCAAUCGCAGAAAACCAAUGCCCCUUCAUUUUAUGGUGUUAUGGAGGAAAAGGAAUCUGUUGUGGACAAUGAAGAUUCAUCUGUUCCAAAGCAAUCUGGGAAUGUUGGAAAUGCAUUUCUGGGUUUUAUGCAGGAUGUAAAACAUUCAGUUGUGGAGAUGGUUAACAGAGCUUCUGAUUUGUUCUGGAACGUAUUUGGAGUUGGAGCAGGAGAUCAGAAAUCUGGUGAGGCUGGCAUGGAGGGAAUGGCAAGCUUCAUGCAGAGCCCCACAGGAAUAUCGAUCAUGGGAUUGGUAGUAAUGGUUAUUACUGUGGUGGUGAUGAAGCGAGUUUAGGCAUCCUUUCUAGAUAGCCUCUUUCCCUGAAUUUGCCGAUGUUACAUAAUCCUUUUACGAUAUGGUUGAAUACUUGUGAUUGCCAUGAGUGAUAAGAACUUGGAUAAUGGGUGAGAAGUUGUCAUACACAGAUUUUAGUGGUUACUCCAGAUUUCUUUUUUCCCAAACAGAUCUCUAUUUGCUUGGACUAAAAGUAUAUAUUUGCCAUGUUUUGUUGAGUAAGAUAGUUCAUCUCCAUGGUUCGUCUCUGCUGUGGAAUGGGAUUAGUAUUUUGGCCAUCUUUCCCCCAGCCUAGGCCUAUUUGGCUUGCUAUGCUAGGGGUCAAUUUUGGUCCUUGAAAUGUUAAUUUUAUAAUAUGAAACUUGAUGUUCCAAGUCAACAUUUGAUCAUAACUAUUAACUAAAUGUGUUCAGAUAUCA
This is a messenger RNA of Malania oleifera, 1797 nucleotides long. RefSeq lists its product as uncharacterized. The transcript has 4 exons. Bases 431 to 1378 code for a protein of 315 amino acids. The record is from RefSeq and is a predicted model, not a curated record. NCBI's taxonomy places the organism in Eukaryota, Viridiplantae, Streptophyta, Magnoliopsida, Santalales, Ximeniaceae.